This is a messenger RNA of Sphenostylis stenocarpa, 378 nucleotides long. The record is from the annotation of a GenBank genome assembly. Lineage: Eukaryota; Viridiplantae; Streptophyta; Magnoliopsida; Fabales; Fabaceae.
AUGCAUGCAUAUGCGUGUCCUCAGGUAAUAAGAUUAUCUGCUGCCACCCAGAACUACACUGAGUCCAUCAUCUGUAAUGUUCACGGUGUUAAUCCAAAAUUCCUUGAGAUUGGCGAGAAAAAGAGGGAGCAACAACAGAAGGGAGACAAGGCCUUUACCAAAGGUGCCUACUUUAUUGGGAAGAUGAUAUGGAACAAAGGCUACAAGGAAUUGCUCCAACUUCUUAAAGAUCAUCAAAAGGAAUUAUCUGCUCUCGAGGUUGAUUUAUUUGGUAGUGGAGAGGACUCAAAUGAAGUUCACAAAGCUGCAGAAAAGUUGCAACUGACAGUUAGAGUUCACCCAGCUCGGGAUCAUGCUGAUGCUCUAUUCCACGAGUAA